CACGACACAUGCAUGUUCUCCCACUCAACGGUCAAGAUUCUCUCUAUCUCCUAUCCUUUUAUUCAACCAUCACCGUUCGAUUCAUCCAUAACACAUUCCACCUAUAACAACCAUGCUUUAAUAAAUAACCUUUCUCCAUUUUUCACUUCUCUCUCUCUCUCUGGUUUUCAUACAUACAUGUGACUCAAAGAACAUGAAGUGGUUUUGUGCCCUAUAAUGUAACUACUUUUCUGUUAAGCCUUAGAUUUUCUUAGAUCUAUCCAACUUCAAUCUUCUUUGUAGCUUUUCUUCUUAGCCCUUUGGUUUCUAACAUCAUAAUUUGUCUAAAAUUUAUCUUUUCUAACUGUAUUUAUCCGAUUAAAUUUGUCUUCUUUUUGGUCACUAUGAUGCAGAUCCAAACUCAAAAGAUGUUAAUUUUUCAAUUUUUUUAGUACGUUUGUCCUUAAAAAUUAUUUUUUUCACCUUCUAGAUCUCUCACCAUGUCCUAGUUUUGAAGAUUUUGUUAUUAUCUAACUCUAGUUUAAGUAAAGAUCUGUUUUUUCCACUCAAAGUUUUUCAAAAGGGUUUCUAUGUGUUUUAGAUCUUGUUUUUUUUUCCUUGUUUUAGAGUAUGAAAGUUUUCCAUGAAAGUUGUAGAAUUUGGAUCUCUUGACUGAGAGAGAGAGAAAUGAAUUAUUUUCCAGACGAGGUAAUAGAACAUGUGUUUGACUAUGUGGUGUCACAUAGCGACAGAAACAGUUUGUCUUUGGUAUGCAAAAGUUGGUAUAGAAUAGAGGGAUUUACAAGGAAAAGGGUGUUCAUAGGAAACUGUUACUCUAUUAGUCCUGAGAGGUUGGUAGAGAGGUUUCCUGAUUUCAAAUCUUUAACUCUAAAGGGAAAACCUCAUUUUGCUGACUUCAGUUUGGUUCCUCAUGGUUGGGGUGGUUUUGUUUAUCCAUGGAUUGAAGCUCUUGCUAAGAGUAGAGUUGGGUUGGAGGAGCUUAGGUUGAAGAGGAUGGUUGUGUCAGAUGAGAGCCUGGAGCUACUGUCUCGUUCUUUCAUGAAUUUUAAGUCUUUAGUUCUUGUUAGCUGUGAAGGGUUCACCACUGAUGGACUUGCUGCUGUAGCUGCAAAUUGCAGGUCUCUUAGGGAGCUAGAUUUGCAAGAGAAUGAAGUUGAAGAUCACAAAGGACAGUGGCUAAGUUGUUUUCCGGAAAACUGUACAUCACUCGUUGCUCUUAAUUUUGCUUGCCUUAAAGGAGAGAUUAACGUGGGAGCACUUGAGAGACUUGUGGCAAGAUCACCUAACCUCAAGAGUCUAAGGUUAAACCGUUCCGUGCCGGCUGAUGCACUUCAAAGGAUACUAAUGCGAGCGCCUCAAAUAGCAGAUUUGGGUAUUGGAUCAUUUAUCCAUGAUCUCAAUUCAGAGGCCUACAUAAAGCUUAAGAAUACCAUUCUUAGAUGCCGGUCAAUAACGAGUUUGUCCGGAUUUUUGGAAGUGGCUCCUUUUAGCCUUGCUGCUGUGUAUCCAAUUUGCCGGAACUUAACAUCCUUGAACUUGAGCUAUGCAGCAAGCAUUCAGGGCGCUGAGCUUAUUAAACUUAUUCGCCAUUGCGGCAAACUACAGCGCUUAUGGAUAAUGGAUUGCAUUGGAGACAAAGGACUAGUUGCUGUAGCUACUAUAUGUAAAGAGUUGCAAGAAUUGAGGGUAUUUCCAUCCGCACCAUUUGGAAAUCAAGCAGCUGUUACCGAAGUAGGACUUGUUGCGAUAUCAAAGGGAUGCCCAAAGCUCCACUCGUUACUCUACUUCUGCCACCAGAUGACAAAUGCUGCUCUCAUAACAGUAGCCAAGAACUGUCCAAAUUUUAUCCGAUUUAGGUUAUGCAUCCUCGAUGCAACAAAACCUGACUCCGACACAAUGCAGCCACUGGAUGAAGGUUUUGGGGCAAUCGUACAGUCAUGCAAACGACUGAGGCGGCUAUCACUCUCCGGUCAGUUGACCGACCAGGUCUUCCUUUACAUUGGAAUGUACGCGGAGCAGCUUGAAAUGUUAUCUAUUGCUUUUGCUGGCGAGAGUGACAAGGGAAUGCUCUAUGUAUUGAACGGUUGCAAAAAGCUUCGCAAGCUCGAGAUAAGAGACUGCCCUUUCGGCGACACAGCACUUCUGACAGACGUAGGGAAGUAUGAAACAAUGCGAUCCCUUUGGAUGUCGUCGUGUGAGGUGACUGUAGGAGCAUGCAAGACAUUGGCGAAGAAGAUGCCUAGUUUGAAUGUGGAGAUCUUCAAUGAAAGUGAACAAGCAGAUUGUUAUGUGGAAGAUGGGCAAAGAGUGGAGAAGAUGUAUUUGUAUCGUUCUGUGGCUGGUAAAAGGGAAGAUGCACCAGAAUAUGUAUGGACUCUGUAGGUGCAUUUUAGGUUCAGUUUAUUUUUUUCUAGUAUUAAGCUGUUUGUACUUUGUUUUAGGCUCUGACUGAUUAAUGCAAAAUUUUAGUCUCUCCGGAUAUGUACUGGUUUGUUUAUCCUUGCACUUUGCUAGUUUUGUUUUUUAUACAUAAAUAUUAGAUGGCACUUCAUUAA
Molecule: messenger RNA, 2555 nt
Organism: Lathyrus oleraceus (garden pea)
Lineage: Eukaryota; Viridiplantae; Streptophyta; Magnoliopsida; Fabales; Fabaceae
Product: protein AUXIN SIGNALING F-BOX 2
Exons: 3
Coding region: 667-2382 (571 amino acids)
Biological process (GO): SCF-dependent proteasomal ubiquitin-dependent protein catabolic process
Cellular component (GO): SCF ubiquitin ligase complex
Molecular function (GO): protein binding
Source: RefSeq, a predicted model, not a curated record